AUGUUACACUGCGUUUUUCUGCUCUCCAGUUUCCUGUAUAUCGCCUCGGCAUCCCAACAAACCGUGGCUGUUGAGGGAAUUGUCGUCUGCAACGGCAAACCCUACAAGGACGCCAAGAUUAAGAUCUAUGAGAAAGAUACGCUCCAUGACGACGAGCUAGCCCGUGUAUAUUCCGAUGCCAACGGUCACUUCAAAGCCGCCGGCACCCAAAGCGAAUUCCUCGGCAUCCAAGCCCAUAUGAACCUCUACCACAAAUGUGAUAUGCCAUUCCUGAAGCGCCUCGUCCCCACCUGCUACUACAAGGCCAAAUUCACCGUCCCGAGCCGCUACAUCUCCACCGGAUCGAUUGCUAGCGAGACCUGGAACGCGCAGACCAUCGAGCUGUCACUCUUCACAAAGGAGACUGAUUGCUUGAAC
Molecule: messenger RNA, 417 nt
Organism: Mesorhabditis spiculigera
Lineage: Eukaryota; Metazoa; Nematoda; Chromadorea; Rhabditida; Rhabditidae
Source: the annotation of a GenBank genome assembly